ACAAUCAAUACAUACAUGUACAUGUACCCACAUGUACCGAUACAUAGGUCGGAUGUGGCAAAUAUUGAUUGUGAUGAAGUUGUGGUGUGUCACCUGAGAUGGAAUGGUCAGAGCACCAACCACUGACAAACACACUCACAGAUGGCACCACUCGCAGGCAGGCAUAUCCAAAGUGCGCAUGGCAAGCAGCUGUGCCUUAAAGUCCAAUGAAUGCUCUCUCUGUACAAAGAUGAGUCAUGACUGCAUGCAGGACUGGAUGCGCCUUGUUGAAAUGUGCAGAAACCAGUAUUGAAAGUCGGUGGUCUUCAUUGCUGGGUGCUUUUCUGCAUUCAAGAGCAGCUGUCACCCAGCCAGACACACUAAUUCAUUUCUGACAAGGGUGGUCCGUGAAGGACCCUACCAUCUCUGACGAACAAGAUGGCGCGGGAGAACGGACACUCCAAGACCAUCUUGGAUGACAUGGUGGGGGUGGGAGACUGCGUGCUCCUGGACCCCCUGACGGAGGACGCCUUCGUCGAGAACCUCAAGCUUCGCUUUGAUGCCGAUGAUAUAUACACAUACAUCGGGAGUGUGGUGGUUUCCGUCAACCCUUACAAGAAGCUGCCACUGUACACGCUGGACAAGAUCCAAGAAUACAGGGGCAUGAACCUGUAUGAGCUGCCGCCGCACAUAUAUGCCAUCGCUGACGAUGCCUAUCGGGACAUGCGGGACAAGAACAGGGACCAGUGCGUGAUCAUAUCGGGCGAAAGUGGUGCAGGAAAGACUGAGGCCAGCAAAGUGGUCAUGCAGUAUGUAGCUGCCGUGUGUGGCAAAGGCAAAGAUGUGGAUUUAGUCAAGGAACAAUUGCUGCAGAGCAACCCAGUGCUUGAAGCAUUUGGCAAUGCAAAGACAAACAGGAAUGAUAACUCCUCGAGAUUCGGUAAAUACAUGGAUAUAGAGUUCGACUACAAAGGUGACCCGAUUGGAGGAGUGAUCACAAAUUAUCUGCUGGAGAAGUCUCGUGUAGUCAUUCAGUGCAAAGGAGAGAGAAACUUCCACAUAUUCUACCAGUUGCUUUCAGGAGGACCCCAACUUUUGCUUGAGGAACUUGGGUUGGAGCGGGAUCCCAAAUGCCAUCAUUUCCUGAGCCAGAGUGGCCCGCAGAUGGCAAGCAACAUCAAUGACAAGGAAAACUUUUCCAUCACACAGAAAGCCAUGCAGAUCAUCGGCUUCAGUGAUGAGGAGAUUCUAGCCAUUUACCAGCUGUUAGCUAGCAUCCUGAAGCUGGGCAAUAUGGAAUUUGAAGCCUAUGUGACCAUGAAUGGUACAGAGGGAGUCAAGAUCACCAACCAAGAUGAAUUAGAUGAUGUAUGUGACAUGCUACAGUGUGAACGGCACGAUGUGAUGCAUGCCUUGACCAAGCGGACAGUCCGUGGCGGCAAGGGGGACAAAGUCGUUACCACGCUGAGUGCCUCCCAGGCGUUCUAUGCCAGGGAUGCCUUGUGCAAGGCCAUCUAUGACAGACUGUUCACCUGGAUUGUCAAGACCAUAAACGAGAGCAUCAGGGUCAAGAUGGGUGGCAGAAAGAAAGUCAUGGGAGUCUUGGACAUUUAUGGAUUUGAGAUCUUUGAGAGGAAUGGCUUUGAGCAGUUCAUCAUCAACUACUGCAACGAGAAGCUGCAGCAGAUCUUCAUUGAGCUGACGCUGCAGCAGGAACAGGAGGAGUACAUUGUGGAGGGCAUCGAGUGGACGCACAUUGACUUCUUCAACAACAUCCCCAUCUGUGAACUGAUAGACAAGAACAAAGCAGGCAUUCUGGCCAUGUUGGAUGAUGAGUGCCUGCGACCGGGCGAUGUCAGCGAUGACACCUUCCUGAACCGUCUCAACGCGUCCCAGUACAUCAUUGGCCACAAGCACUACGAGAGCCGGGCCAAGCUGAAAUCAGACAAGACCAUCAACCACUCCAGCUUCAGAUUACAGCACUAUGCCGGAGAGGUGACCUAUGAAGUGGAUGGUUUUAUUGACAAGAAUAAUGAUCUCCUGUUCCGAGACCUGUCUGAAUUGAUGUUCAAGUGUGAGCACAUGCUACUGCAGGAGAUGUUCCCUGAGGGAAACCCACAGUUUGGCUCCAACAAGAGACCCCCUACAACUGGAUUCCAGUUCAGGCUCUCUGUGGCACAACUCAUGAAGAAUCUCCUGGCCAAGAACCCCAACUACAUCAGGUGUAUCAAGCCUAAUGACUACAAAAAGAGCGACGUGUUUGAUGAGAAGCUGGUUAGACAUCAAGUCAGAUAUCUCGGCUUAAUGGAGAAUGUGAGAGUGCGGCGGGCAGGGUACGCCUUCCGGCAGCCAUACGAAGCCUUCCUGAAGCGGUACAAGAUGCUGUGUCCGUCCACCUGGCCCAACUGGCGUAAGCAGCCCCAGGACGGAGUGCGGGAGAUCCUGACACACCUCAAGGUCACCAGGGAGGAGUACGCGUUUGGGAGGAGCAAGAUCUUCAUCCGCAACCCGCGAACACUGUUUGACUUGGAGGAGCGACGGCAUCGUCGGAUGGAGGGCCUCGCCACCCUGCUCCAGAAAAUCUACCGUGGCUGGAAGGCCUACUCAAGCUUCCAGCUGAUGAGGCAGAGCGCCAUCCUCAUUGAGACUCGCUUCCGGGGCUACAAGGAGAGAAAGAAAUAUGUGGAGACUCGUAAUGCAGCUAUCACCAUCACGUCCUUCUACCGAGGCCACCAGGCCCGCAAGGAGUUCAGGAAAAGACGGUAUCAAGCCCAGUGCCUGUGGGCAGCCAACAUCGUUCACAAAUACUUCCUGGGAUGGAAGGUUCGAAAGGAACACAGGAAACGCUUUAGGUCCAAUGCUGCCCCCAAGAUUGUAGCCUUCCUGCAAAGAUGCAAUCACACACGCUAUCUCCGGCGUUUGCAGCAGCACUUACCCACCAUGUCCCCUCUAGACUACUCCUGGCCUCCUUGCUCCGUCCUACACACCAAGGCCCACAAGCAACUCAAGGACAUCUUCGUCAGGUGGAGGGCUAAGCAGUAUCGGAAAAGAUUUGACGAGCCCACCAGGAUGCGACUUGGAGAGAAAGUAACAGCUAGCAUCCUCUUCAAGGACAAGAAGACCCUGUACUCCAAGAGUGUGUCCAGAGCUUUCCAGGGUGACUAUGUGCGGCUGCGUGCCAACGCCAAGUACAACAAGACCUACUCAGCAACCAACGAGCAGCACGUUGUAUUUGCUGAUGUCAUCAACAAGAUCAACAGAGGGAAUGGAAAGAUGCACUCCCAGCUGUUUGUGCUGACCACCAGCUCCUUCCUGAUGAUGGACCAGAAGACGCUAGCCCUCAAGAGCCGUGUCCCCUUGGCUGAUGUCGCUGGCUUCACAGUCAGCCCUUACUGUGAUGGGUUCGUCGUCUUGCACCUAAAAAAGGGAAGUGAGCACACAAAGAAAGGUGACUUUGUGAUUUUGUCAGACAAAGCCAUUGAGCUGGUCACCAAGUUCCAGCGUAGCAUACGGACGGCAACCAAUCAAGACGUGUCCGUCAAGGUGACCGACAGGUUCCCACUGGACUUCAAUGGUACUCGAGUGCAGGCCACCGUCUGCACGCAGGACGCCAACGUGUCGAAUCCAAACCCCUCCAUCAAAAGGAAAGGUGCCAAACUGGAGAUCAUGGCCUGAGCACAGGUGAAGUGCAGCAAAAGACUGUAGGAUUUCCCUCUGAGUUUGGACGGAUUCCGUUUCCUGGCUAGUUCAUCCAAGACCAAGGUUGGAGUGUUAACCCUUCACCAGCAUAUGUCUCGUGAUCACAGCUUACAGGAGCAUUCAUGAGGGUGAGUGCUGGUGGUCACCGGACUGUUGUCUGGUGCCCUCACAGAAGGUGAAGUGCAAAGGAAUGAGAAUUUUUGGCACUGAAAACUCUAUGUUCCCUUUGACACACAUUGCAUGUGACUGUAUUACAAGACCCCUUCUUAGAGGGGGUUGUUAUUUAUCUGAGAAAUGGACAUUUUGGACAAGGUUAUCGGCAGGAAUAUGUAGUUUAAGAAUGAAAAUAUCAAUAUGUUGUUCUUUUUCCCCCUCUUAUUUAUGAAUCAGUUUCAUAGUAAUGUCAGUUUUGUGUGUGUUCAUGGUGUGUAGAAAUAUUUUCCUUGAUACAUCAGAUGGUAACAUCUCAGACAUAAAUGCUUGCUUUGCCAAAGUGAAUGUCAACUAAUGUUGAGGGUUUUUUUUCUAUAGAAGAGGUUAGUAGUGUGUUUCCGAAAUACUGUUAAAAGGCAGUAACAGUACUCACCUAUAGAGGGCGACGAACACCCUAGUCAUAUCUGUGAAGUUAUAAUUCCAUGUUUAGUAUAGCUUGUCCGUUCACAGAAUCCAUGCUCCUUAUUUUGCCACUGACAUUAAAACCCAAGGGUUUUUUGGUUAUGUGAGUCGGAGUGCCUGUACCUUUAUCAUUUUUGUAUCGUACAUUUUUUAAAUGGAAGCUCCCCAAAUCAGACACUGUUGUGCAAAAAUGAGGAUUUUGGUAUUUCUAGAAACUUGCAAUCAUGUGAUGAUGAAAAGUGAAGUAAACAUUCCAGAGUUUGUGAUUCAUGACUUUUUGUGUUUGCAUAAGAAUUACCAUGUUUUCUUGUCGAGCAAAUUUAUGGAGGAAAUUUUUGGCGUUGGAUUUUUGCGCAUUAGCUAAUCAACUGUUUGAGACAUUUUGGAUUCACUUUUGGCAGCAUCCACCAAGUGUUCCUCUGCAGCAAGUACAAUUUUGUUUUUCUACAGAAAUUAGCAUUCAUGACAAUUCUUCUAAAAGCCGUAUUAAAAUUCACUCCCGUUCAGGACAUAUGUACAUUGACAGGUCACUUCCAAUAUCCAUGUCACUGGCAAAGACUGAAGUUAAGUUGGAGAGAAAAAUCUUUCCAAAGGCAAAUGUUUUAUCGAGAGUGAUUUUGUAAAUGGAAGCUUUUGGCAGAGUUGCAGACCUUUCCUCAAACUUGUUUGAUAUAAAUAUCUGAAAAGAAACCAGAUUUGUAUAAUUGGUAGUGGAAGCACAUUCCAUGAAAUUUUGAAGACAAGUGUUGAAAGCCAAAGGAAUUAUGUCUGUCUCAAUGAUGUUUAUGCUAAGCAAAGUUAACAAAAAUCAUGUUUGAAGAGCAAAAUAGCCUACUAAUCAUGAUACUUAAAUUGCUGACUCAAGUUUGUGUUAUACUAUUAACUCCAAGUAGGACUUGUGUACAUAUUUAGUUUGUGUGGGAGUGAUACCACACACAUAUUUAUAUAUGGCCUAAUCAUCAGUGUCUUCCAUAGUGUCGUGCACAGAGACGUUUGCUUUUCAAAAUGAUAAUGUAGUCUUACAAUUUUGGGUAGAGUUUGUGGAAUCAGUGUGUGUAAAUUUUGAGUGUGAAAACGAUUCCCAGAAAUUAUGGUACUUGGUUGUCUGCCUCUUAUGUAACUAUUGAGCCUCUGUUCAUAGCAGGAAUUGCCUUAUUUCUAGUCCUUGUCAUCGUUAAAUCUGACUUGUAAACAAGAGUGAUAUUCUGUGUGUUAUACCGUACUAUGUUAUAUUCAAAGUGCUAAUUUAAGUUUAAUGAAUAAGAUAAUUAGAAUGCAUGUAUCUUACACUUCUGGGAAUGGUGAUUCAAAGUGGUACCAUGCCAUUCAAGUUUUGUUUGUUUGUUUGUUUGUUUGUUUAUAUAACAGUUACUGAAGUUUAUUCAUGUACCAACAGCUUUUUUGAUCAGAAUUUAGUCAGCUGCUGGGCUGGCUAUUCUCUUAAGGUUCUAAACAAGAUAGAUCCAGCUAAGAAAAGUAAGCAACCAUUAAUUCAUAACUGGAUAAAUGUUCUGCUUUCAAAUUUCAUUUUUUGGGGAAAAAGAUCAGUGGACACAGCAGUCCUGUGUUGGCUUUCAUUUUGCCGUGGGUAAUCCACAGUGAGUGGAACACAGCAGUUGAAAAGGACUGGUUUGUGUCUGUACACCCCGUACUUCGCAGGUUUGGCACAUUUAUUUAUUUGUUAAAUAAUAUUUAUUAUGACAUCUAGACUACUCAUGUUACUACUGAAAGCAUCUAUGAUUUCAUAGCCUAGGAAUAGUUCAAAUAUACUUGUAAUAUAUAUCAGCUCCUGUCACUGUUGGCAGUGACAGUAAAUCUUUAUUCAACCAAAAACUAACAAGCAAGCAUUCAGAGCAGGUGCUUUUGAACAAGGCACUGUUAAAGUAACAUGUAGUUUGAAAGGAAAUACCAAAGUAUUACGCCAAUGUUAUGCCAAAAAAAUGGCAAAUGUCCAUUUUUAUGGCCACUCGGCAUCAACAACCCAAGCCAAGUUUGACCGAUGUUGGCUUUUAGUACAGGUGUGGUGUCACAUACUUCUAUUUAAAAAUUUAGGAAAUGUAAUCAGUGUACAGGCCCAAUCAUUUCAGUAUCAAUAGAUAUUUAGUCAUGCAAAAAACCAAGUUAUAUUAAAUAUAAUCAGUGUUGGGGAAAGUACUAAAAUAUAUUUGUACAAUUUGCUUCUUCACGUGUCUUAUUCAAAUCUGCUGAAAUCUUUGAAGGUGAAACAUUUCCAAGUACUAAUUAGAACUAUGCAAGGUGUCCCUGUGGUGUCAAACACAGUACUAGAGAUGGUGGAGUAGUAACAUUUUCAAUGGAAUUUUGACAGAAAAGUCUAGUCUGGUGCCUUCUUUUCAAAUAUGACAAAACCAUUCCUCGAUAUGAUAACCAGCUCGGUUUUUCCUUUUAAAGAACAGAGAGGAGAAAAAAAGCAUGUUUCCACUUAACCAUGAGGUACGUUCAAGGGAAAUCACAUUGUUGAAGUUGGCUUUCAGAGAAAAGAAAGCCAAGUUCCUAUUUGUCAUUGUUCUUCAAUUUGUGCCCUGCUGUUUUAGAGGUGGAUGUAUUCUCAGUGGUUCAGCAAGUUUAAUUACAUAUAUAUGACAACUCUAUAACUGAUGUUCUGCCAGUAACUGACAAAUUAGUGCCACGGUAAGUCUUUUCUGUUCUGCAUAAAGCAGUCCAUAAGCUUGAUAUGUUAUCACUUCCUGCACAGUACUGCAUUCAAGCAAUCUCUGUUGUGGACUUCAUGUACAGAAACCAAGGGAGCUAUGCAUAUUCGAGAGUGUUCAAACAUCAUGUCCUACAUAACAGCAGUCAAUAGAGCUACGGCUAGGUCUAUUGUCUAUGCGUCUCCAGGCAUUUCCAAUGGAGCGAAGACCUAGACCUAGCUUCUAGACAAGAGAUUCAGAUGGAGCCUAAGCAAAAGCCUGCCCAGAAUCAUUAGGUGUAGCAAGAGAGUCUGUAAUAUGGACAAUUGAAAUUGUUAUGUUCACGUGGAUUUAAAGAACUCAGUGUACCAGAUUUUAUUCAAAUUUAACUUGCAAAAGGCAUAUUUGUCUUGUCAUAUAUCUGUCUUGAUGUUUUUCACUUGUUUUUUUUUUAGGAAAUUAUGGGCGGCAAAGGAAUAUGUUAGCGACAAGCCAUUUGCGAGUUAAAUUGGAAUAAAAUUUUUUGCACUGAAUUGUCUGACUGCAUAUAAACAUGAUGAUUUGAAUUCCCCAGACUAAAGACACUGUUGCUAUACCUCGUGAUUCGGGGCAAGCUUUCGUAUAGCGGCCACCAUCUCUGGCAUGGACUGGUUCCUUUGUGCCCUUCUUAUCCAUUGAGAACAGUGUACUGUUGCAAGGCAUCUCUUAUGUAACUAAGC
Acanthaster planci (crown-of-thorns starfish) is the source of this 7660-nucleotide messenger RNA. RefSeq names its product myosin IB (gene myo1b). The record is from RefSeq and is a predicted model, not a curated record. Gene Ontology annotation, molecular function: ATP binding; actin filament binding; microfilament motor activity. NCBI's taxonomy places the organism in Eukaryota, Metazoa, Echinodermata, Asteroidea, Valvatida, Acanthasteridae. Gene Ontology annotation, cellular component: plasma membrane; microvillus; myosin complex. Gene Ontology annotation, biological process: endocytosis; actin filament organization; actin filament-based movement.